AUGAUCGUUUGCGUUAUUUAUAGACCACCUGACUGCCCAGUUACAUGUACACGGGAUGAACUUAAACCUAAAUUCAUUGAGGCUUUGUUACUAGGAAAGGAGAUCAUUAUUUUGGGCGAUAUGAAUUGCAAUCUCCUUAAAACAUCUUGUUAUGAGUCUAAAAUAUUAUUAGAUACUUGCUCCGAACUACACCUGACACAACUUAUUAAAGAUCCAACGACAAUUGCAUCUCAAACAAGUUCAUUACUUGACGUUAUUAUGAUUUCGUCCUCCUCUAAAGUUAAAAGUAGCGAGGUUGUUGACAUUGGUAUUAGCGACCAUUCUAUGAUAUACUGUACACUUAAACUUAGAGCUGAUAAGCCUCGACUUGAAUACAAGGAUGUGAGGAGUUUUAAGAACUACAACUCCGAGAGUUUCAAGGCAGAAUUGUCUCAACUUCCGUUUCAUGAAACCUAUCGUAUUAAUGAUGUAAAUGAGAAAAUUGAUCAUUUCAAUCAAUUGUUCAUAAAUACUCUGGACAAACACGCGCCUAUCAAACACAUCAGAAUUAAAGGCAGACUUAACCAGUUUAUUAAUAAAGAAUUAAAGUGCACGAUGAAACUGAGAGACAAAAAGCUGAGAAUUUUUCGCCUCUCACGUAACGCGGAAGAUUGGGAUGUCUAUAGGCAACUUAGGAAUUCUAUAAAAACAUCUUUAAGAGCAGCAGAGUCCAACUUUGUCUGGAAUCAAAUUGAGGAAUAUGAAGGUAAUUCAAGAUCUAUGUGGAAAGUGAUUAGGGGGUGUCUACCGAGCAAAGAUACAGAAAAACCCGUUUACCAGAAAGACCACAAAAAAUUAGACAAUGAAUUUAAUGAAUAUAUAUUUUGCUUCUGUGGGGAGAUUGCAGCCGACAAGGUCAAGAGACUUGCGGAAGUUAACAACAUUCAGAUAGCAACUGCUUUACCACCUGCAAGACACCGAUCUUCUCUUGAUCUGUUUGAAUUUAGAUCAGUCACACCUGAUGAAGUUAGAACAAUUAUUUUAAAUAGUCCAUCAAUCAAAGCUCCAGGUGCCGAUAAGAUAAAUAUUCAAUUCAUUAAAGAUUCACUUGAAGUGAUUUUAGAUCAUGUUACGGAUAUUAUCAACUGUUCCUUGAUGACGUCAACAUAUCCUUCAAUGUGGAAGAUAGCAGAAGUGGUACCGCUACACAAGGAAGGGGAUCCUGAAAUCGCUUCAAAUAAUCGACCGAUUUCACUGCUGUCAUGUUUGUCAAAAAUAUGCGACAAAGUCGCACUGAAUCAGCAUACAGAACAUCUAACAAACCACAGAUUAUUGACGGAACAUCAAAGUGGUAACCAGAAAAAAUUUCUACCGAAACACUUAACAUUGCAGUGA
Molecule: messenger RNA, 1374 nt
Organism: Paramuricea clavata
Lineage: Eukaryota; Metazoa; Cnidaria; Anthozoa; Malacalcyonacea; Plexauridae
Source: the annotation of a GenBank genome assembly